Molecule: messenger RNA, 1321 nt
Organism: Carassius gibelio (silver crucian carp)
Lineage: Eukaryota; Metazoa; Chordata; Actinopteri; Cypriniformes; Cyprinidae
Product: histone H2B-like
Exons: 1
Coding region: 14-388 (124 amino acids)
Cellular component (GO): nucleosome
Molecular function (GO): protein heterodimerization activity; structural constituent of chromatin; DNA binding
Source: RefSeq, a predicted model, not a curated record
CAUCUGAACUAACAUGCCUGAACCAGCGAAGUCCGCUCCCAAGAAGGGCUCCAAGAAGGCCGUCACUAAGACCACCGCUAAAGGAGGAAAGAAGCGCAGAAAGUCCAGGAAGGAGAGCUACGCUAUCUACGUGUACAAAGUGCUGAAGCAGGUCCAUCCUGACACCGGCAUCUCUUCGAAGGCGAUGGGGAUCAUGAACUCUUUCGUCAACGACAUCUUCGAGCGCAUCGCCGGUGAGUCGUCUCGUCUCGCUCACUACAACAAGCGCUCCACCAUCACCUCGAGAGAGAUCCAGACCGCCGUGCGUCUGCUGCUGCCCGGAGAGCUGGCCAAACACGCCGUGUCUGAGGGCACCAAGGCCGUCACCAAGUACACCAGCUCCAAGUAGAGCUCCGCUCCGACUGCGAGACACAAAGGCUCUUUUAAGAGCACCCAUCAGAUCACUUAAAGAGUUUGGGGUACUUAUUUUUGGUUUUGCUAGAGUUUUGUUUAUCUAGUGGGUAAACCCGUUAUUACACGUAGCAGCCUUAUAGUAACGAUCUUUGAAAAUUAAGUGACUUCAAUAUCUAGGGUUUGCGCUCUUAUUUGUAGGUGUAUGUGAUUCUGAUUUUAAUUCUUUUUUGGGUAUUUAAGAGUACUUUGUUUCAGUAAAUGGAAUCUAAAACACACACAUUCUAAAUUUCGAUUGAUUGUGCUAAACGUCAGUGUAGAUAACCGGAGAAAUUCAAAUAUUACCUUCUAUAUGUUUACAGGGUUUAUAAUAUCACUUCAAAUACGAUAUACACUGAUAUUAUUACUAUAAAUGUCACCUGAGCCAGUGGAUUCGAAACUUGCGUAUGUUUGGGUCCGGUGAAUGAAUUAAAUACACUAAUGUUCCCUACUGUUCACGAAAUAAAAGUUGAACUCAUGGUGUGUAUACACAGUCACAUAAUGUAUUUUUAUCUUACCAAAUAUGUGAAUGUACAAAUUACUUAUUUCUCGAAAAUGUUUGCAUUAUUAAUUUAUUUUUUCUAUUAUUUUAUUUACCUCAUGAGACAUAGGCUGCGAUUUAUCUUCAGAAGUAUCACAGUAAAAAUCUGUUUAAUCUGAUAAUUAAUGCAAAAGAAUAACAAUAUACAUGGCUGCUCAUAGACAGAUAAUGAUUUAUGCUGCAGAGCUUUCACAAAACAAAUAAACCGAUAAAAACACACACGAAUGCAAACAGCGAUCUUUAAUUUAAGGCAAACCUACCAUAAUUAUAUUACGUUUAAUUGUACAGUUAGUUAUAAAUUAUGUAAUCGAAUAAAGUUAAUAAAACAUGCUUUAUGUUAGUGCAUGAACA